Molecule: messenger RNA, 1657 nt
Organism: Ricinus communis (castor bean)
Lineage: Eukaryota; Viridiplantae; Streptophyta; Magnoliopsida; Malpighiales; Euphorbiaceae
Product: E3 ubiquitin-protein ligase DIS1
Exons: 5
Coding region: 359-1276 (305 amino acids)
Biological process (GO): ubiquitin-dependent protein catabolic process; multicellular organism development
Cellular component (GO): cytoplasm
Molecular function (GO): ubiquitin protein ligase activity; zinc ion binding; protein binding
Source: RefSeq, a predicted model, not a curated record
UUUUGUAUUUUCUCGAGAAAUUUCUCUCUCCUACCCCCUUCUCAUGUACCAGUCAUAUUUACACGCUCCUCUCUCUCUAUGUCUAUCCAACGACUUUAAUUUGAAAUUUCUCCUUCUCUAGUUUCUCUCUGUAUUUACGCGCAUUUCUUCUGUAUUUGUUGUUAGUUAUUGCACUCUCAUUUAAUAGACGCCUAAUCUCUCUCUCUCUAAAACUAUUAGGACGGUUUGCCUUUCCAUUUUAUCCUCUCUUUCAUGGGUGUUUGAUCUCAAGGUUGAGGAAUCACAACUUGUCCACACCUUACCAAAUCAAGCCAGAGAGUUGAGUAGGGAGCAAGCUUUAGUGAGUUACCACACUAGCAUGGCAUCUGGAAAUCCUUUCUUUGAUGACUUGCGUAGUAAGCCAGAGGUUAUUGAUCCUCCUCCGAGUGAAGACAUGAUGGAUGUUGGUGAAAGUGUGAAUGAUCCUGCUCAGACAGCAAUGAAACCCAACGUGACCGUGUCUAGCAGUGUUCGUGAACUUUUGGAGUGCCCUGUGUGCUUGAAUGCUAUGUAUCCUCCAAUCCAUCAGUGCUCAAAUGGUCAUACAUUAUGUUCCGGCUGCAAACCCAGGGUUCACAAUAGAUGCCCCACCUGCAGGCAUGAACUUGGUAAUAUCAGAUGUCUUGCAUUAGAGAAAGUUGCAGCGUCUCUUGAACUUCCAUGUAAAUAUCACAGUUUUGGCUGUGUGGGUAUAUAUCCCUACUACAGCAAACUAAAGCAUGAAUCACAAUGUGUUUAUAGACCUUACAAUUGCCCCUAUGCUGGAUCAGAAUGCACAGUUAUAGGUGAUAUUCCUUAUCUGGUGGCCCAUUUGAAAGACGAUCACAAAGUUGAUAUGCAUAAUGGCAGUACUUUCAACCAUCGAUAUGUCAAAUCAAAUCCGCAUGAAGUUGAGAAUGCAACGUGGAUGCUGACGGUCUUUAGCUGCUUUGGUCAGUACUUCUGUCUACAUUUUGAAGCUUUCCAGCUUGGAAUGGCUCCUGUCUACAUAGCAUUCUUGCGAUUUAUGGGCGAUGACAAUGAGGCAAAGAAUUACACUUACAGCCUGGAGGUGGGUGGGAACGGGAGGAAGAUGAUAUGGCAGGGAGUGCCUAGAAGCAUAAGGGAUAGCCAUCGAAAGGUUCGUGACAGUUUUGAUGGUCUCAUCAUCCAACGGAAUAUGGCUCUUUUCUUUUCUGGUGGAGAUCGGAAGGAAUUGAAGCUGAGGGUAACUGGACGGAUUUGGAAAGAACAGUGAUGAUAUAAUCUCAUUUUAUUCAACAAUUGGAGCUAGUAGGUUAGUUUCUUUUUGCAGUCUCACAGGUCUUCUAUUCAUGUAUUUUCCUGAGUUGCAGGAGGCAAACUCUCUUUGCUCAUCCAUGCAUCAGGUACAUGAGUGGGAGGCACGACUAUGAUUAUUUAUUUGUAGAGAUUUAGAUGUGCUAUUUUGCACUGCCUAGUCUUAUUAUGUAGUUAUUCAUAGACAGUAGAGCUCAAUUGCAUAGAAUUAGAUGGUAAAUUAGCUUUUAGUGAAGCUGUUCAUUAGACUUGGGCAGUGAAUCAGAACUUGGUAUUUCUGUUACUGGGUACUUUCAACUAUGAAUGUGAAGCCUCUUGUUGCCAUUAUUGCAACAAAUAA